GCUAGGGCGGUGGUGACCGGAAGCGGUUGCGGUUCUCAGCCUUGUUGUAAUACUUGUCAGGAAGAUCUGAAAGCACUGUGCCGGAGGGGAUGUGGAGGUGAUGGGGCGCCGGGGAGGGUUUCUUGGAGCCUCUGUGGAGCCCCUGGGCCAGACCCCAUAGUGAAGGCUGCAGGGUCUUCCUUCCCACCCCAGCAGCUCUGGUUGAGUCCAUGGACCCCAGCUGUCCUCAGGAUUCUGGGAAGACUGAGUCAUCAGCAAGAGAGCCCAAAGGCUGAGACCCCACGUGAACAUGCCAGCCAACCAGAGCUCUCCCGGGUCAUCCCUGUCACUGACUGCAGGGAGACAUGACAACUCCUGUGAGGUUUCAGUGUCAUUUGAGGAUGUGACUGUGGACUUCAGCAGGGAGGAGUGGCAGCAACUGGACUCUACUCAGAGAAGCCUGUACCAGGACGUGAUGCUGGAGAACUACAGCCACCUGCUGUCAGUGGGGUAUGCAGUUCCUAAACCAGAGGUCAUCUUCAAGUUAGAGCAAGGAGAGGGGCCAUGGACAUUGGAGGGAGAAACCCCACAUCAGAGCUCUAGAGAUGGGAGGUUUGGGAUUAAGACUUCACAUAAAAGACUUUCUGGAAAAACUUCAUUUCAUAGUGAAAUGGAGGGUGAAGAUACAAGAAGUAAUUCAUUGUAUUCCAUUUUAGAAGAACUGUGGCAAGAUGCUGAACAGAUAAAAAGAUACCAGGAAAUACAGAACAAACCUUUAAGUCGUGCUGCUUUCAUCAAUGAGAAAAUAUUGAAUACAGAGUGGAAUUUUGAACAUAAAGAUAGUGUACAAUUUGUCCAUCCAAGCCCAAAUCUUAUUCCUUCACAGAAAAGACCCCAUAAACAUGACUCAUUUGGAAAGAGUUUUAAGCAUAAUUUAGACUUACAUAUUCAUGGUGAAAACAAUGCAACAAAGAACUCUGAUAAAAUUAUUAGAUAUGGUCAAGUUUUCACACAAAGCUCUUCAUAUGCUAACCAUGAAAAUAUGCACACAGGAGUGAAAUUCUAUGAAAGUAAUCAGUGUGAAAAAGUCAGCCUCAAACAAGUAAUCAGUCAUAAUCAGAAAUUUCCUAUUGGGGAGAAAGCAGAUAUGUGUACUGAAUUUGGGGAAAUUUUCACCCAAAAGUCACACCUCUUUGCACCUCAGAGAAUUCAUACUAUGGAAAAACCUCGUGAAUUUAGCAAAUGUGUAAAUGUUUUUACACAGAGGCCACUACUCAGUAUAUAUCUGAGAGUUCAUAGAGAUGAAAAACUAUAUAUAUGUACUGAAUGUGGGAAGGCAUUCAUCCAGAAUUCAGAAUUAAUUAUGCAUAAAAAAACUCAUACUAGAGAAAAACCCUAUAAAUGCAGUGAAUGUGGAAAGUCAUUUUUCCAGGUGUCAUCUCUACUUAGGCAUCAGACAACUCAUACUGGAGAAAAACUCUAUGAAUGCAGUGAAUGUGGGAAAGGCUUCUCCCUGAACUCAGCCCUCAGUGUACAUCAGAAAAUUCAUACUGGAGAGAGACAGCACAAAUGUACUGAGUGUGGGAAAGCCUUUAUCCAAAAAUCAACACUGAGGAUGCAUCAGAGAAUUCAUACAGGAGAGAGAUCCUAUAUAUGUACUCAGUGUGGGCAGGCUUUCAUCCAGAAGGCACACUUGAUUGCACAUCAAAGAAUUCAUACUGGAGAGAAGCCUUAUGAGUGCAGUGACUGUGGGAAAUCUUUCCCUUCUAAGUCACAACUCCAGAUGCAUAAGCGAAUUCACACAGGAGAGAAACCCUAUAUAUGCGCUGAAUGUGGGAAGGCCUUCACCAACAGAUCAAAUCUCAAUACUCACCAGAAAUCUCAUACUGGAGAGAAGUCUUAUAUAUGUGCUGAAUGUGGGAAGGCCUUCACUGACAGGUCGAAUUUCAAUAAACAUCAGACAAUUCAUACUGGAGAGAAGCCCUAUGUUUGUCCCGAUUGUGGGAGGGCCUUCAUCCAGAAAUCAGAAUUAAUUACACAUCAGAGAAUUCAUACUACGGAAAAGCCUUAUAAAUGUCCUGACUGUGAGAAGUCCUUCUCUAAGAAACCACAUCUCAAAGUACAUCAGCGAAUUCACACUGGAGAGAAACCAUAUAUGUGUACAGAAUGUGGGAAAGCCUUCACUGACAGGUCAAAUUUCAAUAAACACCAGACAAUUCAUACUGGAGACAAACCCUAUAAAUGCAGUGUCUGUGGAAAGGGCUUCACUCAGAAAUCGGUUCUGAGUAUGCAUCGCAACAUUCACACAUGAAAGCAACCCUGUUUCUUGCCUUAUCACAGAAGUCAGGUCUAAGUGCAUAUUGUAAAAUUCCUCCAAGACAUAUCUGAUAUGGAUACAUUGCAUAAUAAAAAGCAUUCAUCAGGCUCUCUCAACUGAGAUGAGAAAAAUUAUUCAAGAGACCCUUUCAGAAUGCAUUGAAUGAAAGGAAAUUUCCAUAUUGGCACUGCCUCACAAAAUACAGUAGAAUUCAUACUGAGUAAAAUGCUGUCAGUUUGAUGCAUUUGGAAAAGCCUUCCUAUAAAAGUAUUGCAAGGUAAAUUGUUACCAAAUUCCUUAUAGAUGGAGCAUGCAAAAUUAUGCAAGUGACAGUCAUGUUUAUGUGUUAUAUUAAGCAAUUUACAGUGACAAAAUGAAAGGUAGGACAGCAAAAGUUUGAUGUAAAGACCUACUCUGAGUUCUGUAAGGUGUUUUUAGCAGAACACAUUGCACAGCAGGAAGAAGAAAUGAAAUUCUUUUUUAAUUUAAUUAUAAUUGUAUCUUUCAAUAUGUUUCCAGUUGAAUAUUUCUCACAUGAAUCUAAAAUCUUAUUAUAUACACUCACAUUUGCAGAUAUAAUUUUACAUGAAUACAUAAAUAUAAUCCUGUCAUCCAUACUGGUUUCCAUGACAUCGUAUUUUUGUCUUUCAUUGUGGUCCAAUGCAAAAUAGCCACAGAUCUCACCCAUCCUUUUAUGCACACCCAUUUGCAAUGUUACUUUGUUGUUUUUUUUAUUAAGAGGUAGAGCUCUCUCUACUCCUUUAUUCUGAGCUUGGCUGCCCGACUUGCUUUAGCCAAUGUGCAUUAACAAUGAGAUUCAAGAAGAUGCUGGAAAAGCCUGCCUUGAGGCUUAUCCUCUCUUGCUCCUCUUUGGAAUUCUGAGACCUUUGUGUGAAGAAGCUCAGAUUACUGGAGAAUGAGAAAACGCAUAGAGCAGAGAUGAGCCAGCUCAACAGAGGGUCCAUUAGACCAAUUGUCAGACAUGGGAGUGAGCCUUCCUCAACCUCCAGCCUCAGCCAAGCCAGCACACACCAGAAGAGCCAUACCAGUCAUCCCAGCCAACCUGGAGAAUUAUGAGAUAAAUAAAAUGAAUAUUGUUUUAAGCCA
Manis pentadactyla (Chinese pangolin) is the source of this 3403-nucleotide messenger RNA. RefSeq names its product zinc finger protein 81 (gene ZNF81). NCBI's taxonomy places the organism in Eukaryota, Metazoa, Chordata, Mammalia, Pholidota, Manidae. Gene Ontology annotation, cellular component: transcription regulator complex; PcG protein complex. Gene Ontology annotation, biological process: regulation of cytokine production; negative regulation of transcription by RNA polymerase II; regulation of immune system process. The coding region runs from base 290 to 2290 and encodes 666 amino acids. Gene Ontology annotation, molecular function: RNA polymerase II cis-regulatory region sequence-specific DNA binding; DNA-binding transcription factor activity, RNA polymerase II-specific. The record is from RefSeq and is a predicted model, not a curated record. The transcript is spliced from 5 exons.